AGGAUGGUAGAAACUCCACCGUCCAAUUCCACCUUCCUACACCCACCCUUCUUCAUACUGACUGGCAUUCCAGGGUUAGGGCGUGCCCAGGCCUGGCUGGCACUGAUGUUUGGGCCCAUGUACCUGCUGGCCCUGCUGGGCAAUGGGGCACUUCUCACGGUGGUGCGAGUAGACUCCACACUGCACCAGCCCAUGUUUCUACUUCUGGCCACACUGGCAGCCACAGACCUGGGCUUAGCCACAUCGAUAGGCCCUGCGUUGCUGGCUGUGCUGUGGCUUGGGCCCCGGCCUAUACCGUAUGCUGCCUGCCUGGUGCAGAUGUUCUUCGUGCACGCGCUGACUGCUGUGGAAUCUGGUGUGCUUCUGGCCAUGGCCUGUGACCGUGCCGUGGCUGUAGGGCGCCCACUGCACUACCCUGUCCUAGUUACCAAGGCCCGUGUGGGCUACGCAGCUUUGGCGCUGGCACUCAAAGCCAUAGCCAUUGUUGUGCCAUUCCCUCUGCUGGUGGCACGAUUUGAGCACUUCUGUGCCGAGACCAUACGCCAUGCCUACUGUGCACACAUGGCAGUGGUAGAGCUGGUGGUGGGUAACACACGCGCCAACAACUUGUAUGGGCUGGCACUUUCACUGGCCGUGUCAGGUGUGGAUAUUGUGGGCAUCACUGGCUCCUACGGGCUCAUUGCCCAUGCCGUGCUGCGGCUGCCCACCCGGGAAGCCCGUGCCAAGGCCUUCGGCACAUGUACUUCUCACAUCUGUGUCAUUCUGGCCUUCUAUGUGCCUGGUCUCUUCUCCUACCUCACACACCGCUUCGGUCGUCACACUGUCCCAAAGCCUGUGCACGUCCUACUCUCCAUCAUCUACUUACUGCUGCCUCCAGCCCUCAACCCCCUCAUCUACGGUGUCCGCACCAAGCAGAUCAGGGAGCGACUCCUGGAAACGCUCACAUUCAGAAAAGCCCAGUUCUAA
Molecule: messenger RNA, 966 nt
Organism: Chinchilla lanigera (long-tailed chinchilla)
Lineage: Eukaryota; Metazoa; Chordata; Mammalia; Rodentia; Chinchillidae
Product: olfactory receptor 52W1
Exons: 1
Coding region: 4-966 (320 amino acids)
Biological process (GO): G protein-coupled receptor signaling pathway
Cellular component (GO): membrane
Molecular function (GO): G protein-coupled receptor activity; olfactory receptor activity
Source: RefSeq, a predicted model, not a curated record